Colletotrichum phormii is the source of this 825-nucleotide messenger RNA. RefSeq names its product aminodeoxychorismate lyase. The transcript has 2 exons. Gene Ontology annotation, molecular function: catalytic activity. The record is from RefSeq and is a predicted model, not a curated record. NCBI's taxonomy places the organism in Eukaryota, Fungi, Ascomycota, Sordariomycetes, Glomerellales, Glomerellaceae. Bases 1 to 825 code for a protein of 274 amino acids.
AUGGCCAACUUCCAGCUAUUUACAUCCCUUCGAUACGACCCUGGCUUGGUAGGCGUACCCAAAAGGCGCCUAGCCAACGCAGGUUGGAACGCCAAAAUGACCUCACCUUUCUACAUGCUUGAUCUGCACCGGGAUCGGAUGCUGCGGCCUGCCACCUUUUGGAACUGGACCCCUGCCAUCGAGACCAUCUCGGGAUCGGACGGCCUCCAAAGAUUGACUGAGGCGAUUGAGACUUUCUUGACUCGGCAUGGCAGAGAGAAACCGCUGCGAGUCAAGGUCUUACUCGAUUCAGAAGGACAUCUCAGCUGCGAGGCAUCACAGGUCCCAGCGGUACCGCUUGAGAACCUCUUCCCCGAACGGCUUCCCCCUCCAGGCAACUCGAAAGAUGCGGGGUAUCCUUUGGAAGAAAAUCCCAUGACAGUAGUGAUCGAUAACACAAAGACUGCGCAAUCCGAGUACACGCACUACAAGACUACAGAGAGAACUAUGUACGACACAGCCCGAAGUCGAGCGAGUAUCAGUCUGGCAGAUCGCAAGGAGGUCCUUCUCGUAAACUCGAAAGACGGAUCUGUCAUGGAGGGUAGCCUGACAACCCCGUUCUUCUGGAGAGACGGCAGAUGGGUCACCCCGCCGGUAGCUACUAAGUAUAGUCCCGAAGGUGGGAGCGGUGGCCAAGACGGGACCACCCGUAGAUGGGCACUUGAGCGUGGGUUGGCCGUGGAAGAAGAAGUCAAAGUCGACAGCCUCGCUGAAGGGGAGCCAUGCUGGAUUAGCAAUGGUGUCCGUGGCUUCACUUUUGGGAUCAUCAAGUUCAAUGUUGCCUAA